AUGCCAGAUGAAUAUCGGCAGUAUUUGCAGAAUUAUGAAAAAUUUCUUGCAAAUGGUCAGAAGACUCCAGAAGCCCACACAGCUACUGAAGAUAUAAACGGCUCAGCUGGUGAUGUUAAUGUUGGCACUUGCACUAUGCCGGAGGGUAAUGCCCGGAAACGACGUAGAAUCAAACGAGCCUAUCUCAGAUCGGGAGCUAAAAAAUCAGCCGAGGACUCAACACCGGUUGAAUUUCUAUCAGAAUAUAUUGCCUAUAGCGACUCUUCUGGAUCGGAUUCUGAUGGAACUAGAGACGCUCUCUCGUCCCCGCGCUCCGAUAACAGUUCGUCCUCUAAUGCAGACCAUUGUUCCCCAAAGUCUCCCUCGUCUGCCGUUUUUAUUGGUCCCCUUCCGGCCGAUGACGUCUUGCCUGCGAAACAAUUAGAAGACACUAUUGGCCCGAAACUACCCGACCCCAUAACGGUUGCAGAAGUUUACAGUUGUGAGAAUUUGGAAACCAAACCAAAAAUGGAGCUGGGUGAUCCUGCAAUGACUCAAGAUAUGAACACCUCCGAGCUUAACCGACUUACUCAACUUCUCCUUGAAAAAUUCGCCUUCUUGGAUGUUCACGUGGAUAAGUUCACUCCUAUUCAAUUGUUGUACGUUCAACUUUCUACUCGCUUCGAGGACUGGACUGCUGGGUUUCUGCCAUCUUCGCGGUUUCAUGAAAAGUUGGAGGAAGUUAAUUCCUAUUUGUUGAAUUAUGAGCAAUCUCUUCUUCCUGACGGCUGGUCGUGCAAAUGGGAUAGUGACAACAAACGGUACCUCUACAUUUGCAAGGCGACUGGGGCAAGCCAACACCACUUUCCUCAUCCCCAGCCUCUAAAUGCUGAUAACCACUCGAACUCACUCUUCCUCGCCUACAAGUCCCAAGAAAAUGCUGAUGAGGGCACUCAAGAGCGUUCCAAUCCAGAAAAACCUGCUUCUGUGAGUUUUUUUGUUUUUUAUGUCUCCAUGGAGCUCUUUGCCUACUGGCUCGUGACGACCUUGUGCUUCAACCUAAGGGACUUGCCUGCUUCUAAGGGCAAAUAG
Molecule: messenger RNA, 1071 nt
Organism: Dibothriocephalus latus
Lineage: Eukaryota; Metazoa; Platyhelminthes; Cestoda; Diphyllobothriidea; Diphyllobothriidae
Source: the annotation of a GenBank genome assembly